Molecule: messenger RNA, 7755 nt
Organism: Trichechus manatus latirostris (Florida manatee)
Lineage: Eukaryota; Metazoa; Chordata; Mammalia; Sirenia; Trichechidae
Gene: PCNX1
Product: pecanex 1
Exons: 36
Coding region: 452-7486 (2344 amino acids)
Cellular component (GO): membrane
Source: RefSeq, a predicted model, not a curated record
GAGGAGGAGCUGGAGGGGGCGCGGCUUCCGCCUCGUCGCUCCUGGGCGCCGGGCCUCCUCCGCCUGGCUCAGGGCUGGCGGCGAGCGAGGGUCGCGGCAGCGGUGGAGGCAGAGGCGGCGGCGCUGGCGGGCCGCGGGCGGCAGGAGCCUGACUCGGGCUCCGGUGUUAGGAGAUAAGAUGGCGGCGGCGCCCUGGAGGCCGGUCUCCUCCUCUUCUUCGCUCUCCUCCUCCCGGUUGCUCGCCGCCGCCUCCUCCUCCGUCUCCUCCUCCUCGUUCGCUGCCUCCUCCUCCUGCAGCAGCACUAGCGAUCGCCGAAGCGCCGGCCCGCUCUCCCCGAGCUCCGAAGGGGGAUAGACGGGGCAGCUGCAGGCUCCAGCGACCGAGGCAGAGCUGGGGCCGGGGCGGGGACGGCGGCGGCGGCGGCGGCGGCGGCGGCGGCGCCGGGUGGGGAUGGGGUCGCAGACGCUGCAAAUCCUCCGGCAGGGGGUGUGGGCCGCGCUCAGCGGGGGCUGGUACUACGACCCUCACCAGGCCACCUUCGUGAACGCGCUGCACCUCUACCUGUGGCUCUUUCUGCUCGGCCUGCCCUUCACCCUCUACAUGGCCCUUCCUUCUUCCAUGAUUAUAGUAGCAGUUUAUUGUCCUGUGAUAGCUGCUGUUUUCAUUGUUCUGAAGAUGGUCAACUAUCGGCUACACAGAGCACUUGAUGCUGGAGAAGUUGUAGACAGGAGUGCAAAUGAGUUCACAGAUCAGCGAGCCAAAGUUGAACAAGGCAACUGUUCAGCUAGGAGAAAAGACAGCAAUGGGCCGAGUGAUCCUGGUGGAGGGAUUGAAAUGUCUGAAUUCAUUCGAGAGGCCACACCCCCAGUUGGUUGCAGUUCAAGGAAUUCUUAUGCUGGUCUAGAUCCAAGCAACCAGAUUGGAUCUGGUUCCUCUCGUCUUGGAACAGCAGCAACUAUUAAAGGCGAUACAGACACUGCUAAGACUUCUGAUGAUAUCAGUUUAAGUCUGGGCCAAAGCUCUAGUCUUUGUAAGGAAGGAAGUGAAGAACAAGAUUUGGCAACUGAUCGGAAGCUCUUCCGCCUGGUGUCCAAUGACUCCUUCAUCUCCAUUCAGCCUUCCAUAUCCUCUUGUGGACAGGAUUUACCAAGGGACUUCAGUGACAAAGUGAGCCUGCCAAGUCAUAGCCACAGCCACCAUCACCACGUCGACCCGUCUCUUUCCAGCGCCUGUGACACGGAAGUGGCUUCUCUCGUACCUUUACAUUCUCACUCUUACAGGAAAGAUCACCGACCACGAGGUGUACCACGGACUUCCAGCUCUGCAGUGGCUUUUCCAGAUACUUCACUGAAUGACUUCCCUCUCUAUCAGCAAAGACGUGGGCUAGAUCCAGUCAGUGAGUUAGAAUCUUCCAAGCCUCAUUCUGGAUCCAAGGAAUCCUUGGUGGAAAAUUCUUGUUUAUCUGGGGAAUUUCAGCUUGUUGGUGACCUGAAAAAAAGCAGUUCUCAGCCACCCACAAGAAGUGGGAAGAGUAAACCUUUGAAAGCAGACAAAAGUGUGGACAGCUUGAGGAGCCUGAGCACGCGGAGCAGUGGGUCUACCGAGAGCUACUGCAGCGGGACAGACCGUGACACUAACAGUACUGUCAGCAGCUAUAAAAGUGAGCAAACCAGCUCAACUCACAUAGAGAGCGUCCUGUCAGAGCAUGACGAGUCUCCUAAAGUAGGAAAGAAAAGUGGUAGGAAAAAAGAAAACUGUGUUGAUGCAGAGGAAAAGAGUAGCUGUACCAGUGACAAAAGGACUAGUAGUGAAAAGACUGCUUUGGAAGGGAGUACAAAUAGCAGGGUUCAAGAGGCCAAGGAUUCUAAUACCUCCAGUGAUACACACAAUCAGAGAGGUCUCAGCACCUCUGCAUCCGAAGACGCCAAUAAAAAUCCCCAUGCAAAUGAAUUUACUUCACAGGGGGACAGACCACUUGGGAAAACAUCUGAAAACAAAGAGGAGCAACAGAGUGACAAAUCAGCUGUUUCAGUGGAUUCAAAAAUUUGUAAAGAUGUUGGUGGAAACCAAAAGGAAGGGGAUGUACGACCUAAGUCUUCUAGCUUAAUCCACCGGACAGCCUCUGCCCACAAGUCAGGCAGGAGACGGACAGGAAAAAAACGGGCCAGCAGUUUUGACUCAAGUCGGCAUAGGGACUAUGUUUCCUUUCGAGGUGUUUCUGGUACCAAACCACAUAGUGCUAUAUUUUGCCAUGAUGAGGACUCAAGUGAUCAAAGUGACUUGAGUAGAACAUCAAGCGUUCAGUCUGCUCACCAGUUCAGCAGUGAUAGCUCUUCUAGCACCACCUCUCAUUCGUGUCAGUCUCCUGAGGGCAGGUAUAGGGCUCUAAAGACCAAACACAUUCAUAAAGAGAGGGGCACAGACUCUGAACACACACACAAGACUCAUUUGUGUCCUGAAGGAACCGGCAAAAAGCGGACAACACGACGGACUUCCAGCACAAAUAGUGCCAAGACUCGUGCCCGAGUGUUGAGCCUGGACAGUGGCACAAUAGCGUGUUUAAAUGACUCAAAUAGGCUCAUGGCACCUGAAAGUAUAAAACCAUUAACCACUUCAAAAUCAGAUCUUGAGGCCAAAGAGGGAGAGGUGCUAGAUGAGCUAUCUUUAUUGGGAAGGGCUUCCCAGUUAGAGACAGUCACUCGAUCCAGGAAUAGCUUGCCAAGCCAGGUUACAUUUCCUGAAGGGGAAGAGCACGAUGCAGUCAGUGGAGCAGCACAGGCCAGCGAGGAGGCAGUGUCAUUUCGCCGUGAACGCAGCACAUUUAGGCGCCAGGCAGUACGGCGCCGCCACAAUGCAGGGAGUAACCCUACCCCUCCUACAUUGCUCAUCGGAUCACCCCUAAGCCUUCAAGAUGGUCAGCAAGGCCAGCAGUCCACAGCCCAGGUCAAAGUCCAGUCCCGCCCCCCUUCCCAGGCUGCAGUGCUCAGUGCUAGUGCCUCCUUGCUGGUGAGAAAUGGGAGUGUCCACUUAGAAGCAUCACAUGACAAUGCAUCUGCUGUAGGCGGCAGCAGUUUGCACGAUGAACUUGGUAAGUUCUCUUCUACGCUCUAUGAGACUGGUGGCUGUGAUAUGUCACUUGUGAAUUUUGAACCAGCAGCAAGAAGAACAUCCAAUAUCUGUGACACGGAUUCUCACGUAUCCAGUUCUACCUCAGUUCGAUUUUAUCCACACGAUGUGCUUUCUCUUCCACAGAUUCGACUGAAUAGAUUAUUGGCCAUCGACACAGAUUUGUUGGAGCAACAAGACAUUGAUCUAAGCCCUGACUUGGCAGCUACUUAUGGUCCAACAGAGGAAGCUGCCCAAAAGGUUAAACACUAUUAUCGUUUUUGGAUCCUGCCCCAACUAUGGAUUGGCAUUAACUUUGACAGACUCACACUUUUGGCCCUGUUUGAUAGAAAUCGUGAGAUCCUGGAAAAUGGGUUAGCUGUCAUUCUGGCUAUUCUUGUGGCUUUUUUGGGAUCUAUUCUUCUCAUACAAGGCUUUUUCAGAGAUAUCUGGGUCUUCCAGUUCUGCCUGGUGAUAGCCAGCUGCCAGUACUCACUACUCAAGAGUGUUCAACCAGAUUCUUCUUCUCCCAGACAUGGUCAUAAUCGUAUCAUUGCCUACAGUAGACCAGUUUAUUUCUGUUUAUGUUGUGGUCUUAUUUGGCUCUUGGAUUAUGGUAGCAGAAACAUUACUACAACCAAGUUCAAAUUGUAUGGAAUAACUUUCACCAACCCACUGGUACUUAUAUCAGCCAGGGAUUUAGUUAUAGUGUUUACACUCUGUUUCCCAAUAGUAUUUUUCAUUGGUCUCCUGCCUCAGGUGAAUACAUUUGUAAUGUACCUUUGUGAGCAAUUGGAUAUUCAUAUAUUCGGUGGUAAUGCCACAACAAGCCUACUUGCAGCACUUUACAGUUUUAUCUGUAGCAUUGUGGCAGUAGCCUUAUUGUAUGGAUUGUGUUAUGGUGCUUUAAAGGAUUCUUGGGAUGGCCAGCAUAUUCCAGUACUUUUCUCCAUUUUUUGUGGUUUGUUAGUGGCGAUAUCCUAUCAUCUCAGCCGACAAAGUAGUGAUCCAUCUGUACUUUUCUCUUUGGUACAAUCCAAGAUUUUUCCAAAAACAGAAGAGAAAAAUCCAGAAGACCCCCUGUCUGAAGUAAAAGAUCCACUGCCUGAAAAACUUAGAAAUUCUGUUAGUGAACGUCUACAGUCUGACCUAGUAGUAUGCAUUGUUAUUGGUGUGCUGUAUUUUGCUAUUCAUGUAAGCACAGUAUUCACAGUAUUACAGCCUGCUCUCAAGUAUGUGUUAUAUGCAUUGGUGGGCUUUGUGGGUUUUGUGACCCAUUAUGUGCUGCCUCAGGUUAGGAAACAGCUACCGUGGCACUGUUUUUCUCAUCCUCUGCUGAAGACAGUCGAGUAUAAUCAAUAUGAAGUUCGAAAUGCAGCCACUAUGAUGUGGUUUGAGAAACUUCAUGUGUGGCUUCUUUUUGUGGAGAAGAAUAUCAUCUAUCCAUUGAUUGUUCUCAAUGAGCUUAGUAGCAGUGCAGAGACAAUUGCUAGUCCAAAAAAACUGGAUACAGAAUUAGGUGCUUUAAUGAUCACCAUUGCUGGUUUGAAGUUGCUGCGAUCCUCUUUUAGCAGCCCUACUUAUCAGUAUGUCACAGUCAUCUUUACCGUUCUCUUUUUCAAAUUUGACUAUGAAGCUUUUUCAGAGACCAUGCUAUUAGACCUCUUCUUCAUGUCCAUACUCUUCAACAAGCUUUGGGAACUCCUUUAUAAAUUGCAGUUUGUGUAUACCUAUAUUGCCCCGUGGCAAAUUACAUGGGGUUCUGCUUUUCAUGCUUUCGCUCAGCCCUUCGCAGUGCCUCACUCAGCCAUGUUGUUUGUUCAGGCUGCUGUUUCAGCUUUCUUUUCUACUCCACUAAACCCCUUUCUGGGAAGUGCCAUAUUCAUCACUUCCUAUGUUCGACCUGUGAAAUUCUGGGAGAGAGACUACAACACAAAACGAGUGGAUCAUUCAAAUACCAGAUUGGCUUCUCAGCUUGAUAGAAAUCCAGGAUCAGAUGACAACAAUCUGAAUUCCAUCUUUUAUGAACAUUUAACCAGAUCCCUGCAACACAGUCUGUGUGGUGAUUUGCUGCUAGGACGGUGGGGAAACUACAGUACUGGAGACUGUUUCAUUCUGGCCUCUGACUACCUCAAUGCAUUAGUACACCUUAUCGAGAUAGGCAAUGGUCUAGUCACCUUCCAGCUGCGGGGACUUGAAUUCAGAGGUACUUACUGUCAACAACGGGAAGUGGAGGCCAUUACUGAGGGCGUAGAGGAGGAUGAAGGAUUUUGCUGCUGUGAACCUGGCCAUAUUCCUCAUGUGCUUUCAUUUAAUGCUGCAUUUAGCCAGCGCUGGCUCGCUUGGGAAGUGAUAGUCACUAAAUAUAUUCUGGAGGGUUAUAGCAUCACUGACAAUAGUGCUGCGUCUAUGCUUCAAGUCUUUGAUCUUCGGAAAGUUCUCACCACCUACUAUGUUAAGGGUAUCAUUUAUUAUGUUACAACCUCCUCUAAGUUAGAGGAGUGGCUAGCGAACGAGACAAUGCAAGAAGGACUACGUCUCUGCGCAGAUCGAAAUUAUGUUGAUGUGGACCCAACGUUUAAUCCAAACAUUGAUGAAGACUAUGACCAUCGACUAGCAGGCAUAUCCAGGGAGAGUUUCUGUGUGAUUUACCUCAACUGGAUAGAGUAUUGCUCUUCUCGAAGAGCAAAGCCCCUGGAUGUGGACAAAGAUUCAUCCCUGGUGACUCUGUGUUACGGACUCUGUGUUCUGGGACGGAGAGCUUUGGGGACUGCCUCCCACCAUAUGUCUAGUAAUUUAGAAUCAUUCCUCUAUGGAUUGCAUGCCCUAUUUAAGGGCGAUUUCCGUAUUUCUUCAAUUCGAGAUGAAUGGAUCUUUGCUGACAUGGAAUUGCUAAGAAAAGUGGUAGUCCCUGGAAUCCGUAUGUCCAUUAAACUUCAUCAGGAUCAUUUUACUUCUCCAGAUGAAUAUGAUGACCCUACUGUCCUCUAUGAAGCCAUUGUGUCUCAUGAAAAAAACCUUGUAAUAGCCCACGAAGGGGAUCCCGCAUGGCGGAGUGCAGUCCUUGCCAACUCUCCCUCCUUGCUUGCUUUGCGGCAUGUCAUGGAUGAUGGCACCAAUGAAUAUAAAAUCAUCAUGCUCAACAGACGCUACCUUAGCUUCAGGGUCAUUCAAGUGAACAAGGAAUGUGUCCGAGGUCUCUGGGCAGGGCAACAGCAGGAGCUUGUCUUUCUGCGUAACCGUAACCCAGAGAGAGGUAGCAUCCAAAAUGCAAAGCAAGCUCUGAGAAACAUGAUAAACUCAUCUUGUGAUCAACCCAUUGGCUACCCAAUCUUUGUCUCACCCCUGACAACUUCUUACUCUGACAGCCAUGAACAGCUUAAGGAAAUUCUUGGGGGACCUAUCAGCUUGGGAAAUAUUAGAAACUUCAUAGUAUCCACCUGGCACAGAUUAAGGAAAGGUUGUGGAGCUGGAUGUAACAGUGGUGGCAAUAUUGAAGAUUCUGAUACUGGAGGUGGAACUUCCUGCACCAGUAACAAUGCAACAACUGCCAAUGAUCCCCAUAGUAAUGUGCCCCAAGGAAGCACUGGAAAUCCAGGGCAAGGAACAGGAGCAGGACUCCAUCCACCUGUCACAUCUUAUCCUCCAGCACUAGGCACCAGCCACAGCUCUCACUCUGUACAGUCAAGCCUGGUCAGACAGUCCCCUGCACGGGCCUCAGUAGCCAGCCAGUCCUCUUACUGCUAUAGUAGCCGGCAUUCAUCUCUCCGGAUGUCUACUACAGGAUUUGUGCCUUGUCGGCGCUCUUCCACCAGUCAGAUAUCACUUCGCAACUUACCUUCAUCCAUCCAGUCCCGCCUCUCUGUGGUGAACCAGAUGGAACCCUGCAGUCAGAGUGGCCUGGCCUGUGUGCAGCACGGCCUUCCUUCUUCCAGCAGCUCCAGCCAAAGCAUCCCAGCCUGCAAACAUCACACUCUCGUGGGCUUUCUUGGGACAGACGGAGGUCCGAGUAGUGCCACUGAUGCACAGCCAGGCAGCAGCUUAAGUCCUGCCAAUAAUUCACACGCCAAAAUGGGGGAAGUGGUUUACAGAGUCCAAAUUGUGGAUCCCAGUCAAAUUCUGGAUGGGAUCAACCUAUCAAAAAGGAAAGAGCUGCAGUGGCCAGAUGAAGGAAUUCGGUUAAAAGCUGGGAGAAACAGUUGGAAAGACUGGAGUCCUCAGGAAGGCAUGGAAGGCCAUGUGAUUCACCGAUGGGUGCCUUGCAGCAGAGAUCCAGGUACUAGAUCCCACAUCGACAAGACAGUACUUCUGGUCCAGAUUGAUGAUAAAUAUGUGACUAUAAUUGAAACUGGGGUACUAGAACUUGGAGCUGAAGUGUGAGCCAGUGUUUUAUAACUACAUUUCUUUUCCCUCUCAAUUUCAAGACAUUGGAAAAAGAGAGGAGCGUGCAGAAGAUGCCUGCAGGCAUCACUUUGAUCCUAUGUGAGAGAGACUUGAAAAUAGAGUGGGCUUGGUUAAGCACCUCUCCUUUACCCUUCACCCUGACUUCUGUCACUGUCUCCAUCCUCAAAUAAAGCUGAAAUAUUUUUUUAAGUUAGCUACUGAGGAAACAUUUUGCAUGAAGGAUAAAGUUCUGUUAAAAUACAUCC